Molecule: messenger RNA, 737 nt
Organism: Aspergillus japonicus CBS 114.51
Lineage: Eukaryota; Fungi; Ascomycota; Eurotiomycetes; Eurotiales; Aspergillaceae
Exons: 1
Coding region: 136-630 (164 amino acids)
Source: RefSeq, a predicted model, not a curated record
AUGAAGCCCGCCGAUCGCGAUGCCACUGUGGACUGCUGUGGCAUUGACAGUUGACCGAGACCCCUUGCGGGCCAGGCGAUCUAUUCUGCUGGAGGGUGAUGUGAAUAGGUACUGCCCAGGGGAUGAGCCUCGGAGAUGUCACGGCUGUUUCUUUUUGCACAAUGCCAUUAUUCUUCUGGGUCCAAAGACUCCAAGCAGGUCACCCUUCCAUGCCAGGCAACCUACUCCGUAGUCUCACUGACUAUUGAAAGAAACCAUAAGGCAGCAGAGUUUGGUAGGAACUAUGUUCCGGCGCCGGCGAUUGUUCUAAACCACCGGCGUCUGACUUGGAAGGGGACAAUCCGACGCAUUCUCUGCAACUGGCUUAGGGCAUGGCAGCCACCAACAGCAGAUUGGCGGGGGAACCGGCGGUGGCGCUCUGGCAUCGCGAUUAUCCAGACCCACCCACGCAAGGAAGUCUCGAAAUGGAGACUGCAAGUCGAUUAUGGAGGAAGGGAUCAAGACUACCAAGCGGCCAGGUUCAGCCCUGGUCGAUUCUUGCUCGUAGUAGUCGACUCAUGCCUGUCCAUCCGGGAUAACAUCGGCUCUGAAGACUCUCAGAUUCCAGAUCAACUAAUAUUAGGGUGGUGAUUGAGUGCUGAUACGAUUUCACAUGUGAGGCCGUAGAGAAAGAAGACACGAAUUUUUCUUUCUCCAACAAUUCUACUGGUAGGUUAUGGAGCAGUUCGCGAGAAAUC